AUGGCCUUCACCGGCAAGUACGAGAUCGAGAGCGAGAAGAACUAUGACGAGUUCAUGAAGCGUCUGGGGCUCCCCAGUGAGGCCAUCGAGAAGGGCCGCAACUUCAAGAUCGUCACGGAGGUGCAACAGGAUGGGCAGAACUUCACCUGGUCGCAGCACUACCCCUCUGGCCACUCCAUGACCAACAAGUUCACCAUCGGCAAGGAGUGCGACAUGGAGACCGUGGGGGGCAAGAAGUUCAAGGCCACCGUGCAGAUGGAGGGGGGCAAGGUGGUCAUAGACUUCCCCAACUACCACCAGACCUGUGAGAUUGUGGACGGCAAGCUGGUGGAGAUCUCUACCAUCAGCGGCGUGACCUACGAGCGUGUGAGCAAGAGGCUGGCUUGA
This is a messenger RNA of Sorex araneus (European shrew), 387 nucleotides long. It is a transcript of the gene FABP6, whose product is annotated as fatty acid binding protein 6. Gene Ontology annotation, cellular component: cytosol; nucleus. Gene Ontology annotation, molecular function: fatty acid binding. The record is from RefSeq and is a predicted model, not a curated record. NCBI's taxonomy places the organism in Eukaryota, Metazoa, Chordata, Mammalia, Eulipotyphla, Soricidae. The coding region runs from base 1 to 387 and encodes 128 amino acids. Gene Ontology annotation, biological process: fatty acid transport. The transcript has 4 exons.